AUGGCGAUUGAUCAACAUCAGCGGAGUGUGUGUUUCCAGUUUCUUUCCAGAUUUUUUCGUGAAACAUUCGUAGGUGUAGUACCUUGGAAUGCUUGUGACAAGAUAAGAAGUAAUAAUAGUUCUGUUGCAACAGCCUUUCGGUGCCUAACUGCUAUGCCGUCUAAAGGAAGCACAAGGGCUGGGAUAGUGCCAGGUUGCCCAAGCCUAGACAGGGGAAGUCAAAGGCAGAGGUCGGGUUCGAACCACGGACCUUCCGAUGCCUCACGGUUUGCACGAGGUGGACAGCACAUGACUUGGCAGAAAGGCGUCAAAGAGAGAGAUGAGAGUUUGGGUGUUGUUGGUGUUGUACGCCUCCCAGGAUGGGGUCCCCGUGACCCCGUCUGUGCUUGGCUGGAGACUUUGCAAGAAAUGGCGGCUAAUGGA
This is a messenger RNA of Opisthorchis viverrini, 423 nucleotides long. RefSeq lists its product as hypothetical. Lineage: Eukaryota; Metazoa; Platyhelminthes; Trematoda; Opisthorchiida; Opisthorchiidae. The transcript has 3 exons. The annotation marks the transcript as partial. The record is from RefSeq and is a predicted model, not a curated record.